AUGGCUUUUGAUAAAUCUGCACUUUCAUCAAACUGGAUGAAACUUAAAAAGAAGACAAAGAAACCUUCAGUCGCUUCAAAACUUACUAAAAAGACAAAGAAGAAAGAUUCUACAAAAUCAAUUAUAGAUCAAAUAACGAAUGAUAUAGAGAAAAAGGAAAAUAAAAAUAAGAAUCUUCCACCAACAGAUCCAAAAGAAUUAACAAAAUGGGCAGAUGAUAAUGAUAUCCCCUUAGAUGAUCUUUCAAAAGUUUAUGAUAUUUCAUCAGAAUAUAAACAAGCAUCAUUAACGCCCGGUAAUUUAUCAGAUCAAAAAAAAUUACCAGGGAAAUAUUUAGCUAUAGAUUGUGAAUUUGUUGGUGUUGGUCCAGAAGGUGCUGAAUCCGUUUUGGCUCGUGUAUCUAUAGUAAACUUCCAUGGUCAUACAGUUUAUGAUAAAUUUGUUAAACCAAGAGAAAAAGUUACAGAUUGGAGAACUUGGGUUAGUGGUGUUACACCUGCUCAUAUGAAAAAUGCUAUUGAUUUUAAAACUGCACAAAAAGAAGUUGAUGAAUUAUUUAAAGAUAAGAUCUUAGUUGGUCAUGCUAUACAGCAUGAUUUAGAUGCUUUAUUAUUAUCACAUCCAAAACAUAUGAUUAGAGAUACUUCCAAACAUCCACCUUUUAGACAAUUAUCAAAAGGUAAAACUCCUGCAUUGAAAAAAUUAACUAAAGAAUUAUUGAAAAUUGAUAUCCAAGGUGCUGAGCAUUCAUCUGUUGAAGAUGCAAGAGCUACGAUGUUGUUAUAUAAAUUGCAUAAAAAAGAAUUUGAAAAAUUGCAUCAAAGAUUUAGACCAAGAGAAUAA
This is a messenger RNA of Hansenula ciferrii, 843 nucleotides long. It is a transcript of the gene REX4, whose product is annotated as putative 3'-5' exonuclease. The transcript has a single exon. The coding region runs from base 1 to 843 and encodes 280 amino acids. Lineage: Eukaryota; Fungi; Ascomycota; Saccharomycetes; Phaffomycetales; Wickerhamomycetaceae. Gene Ontology annotation, biological process: ribosomal large subunit assembly; rRNA processing. The record is from RefSeq and is a predicted model, not a curated record. Gene Ontology annotation, molecular function: 3'-5' exonuclease activity; nucleic acid binding. Gene Ontology annotation, cellular component: nucleus.